GGGGGUUGGCAAAAUAUCCGGAAGACAGACGGGAGAAACUAAACAGAUUUUUUUUCCCCCAUGCUUGUCGAAGGCGCGGUAAUAAUACCUGUGUAAAUGGUCGACUGAGCGUAUUCAAAGCUCAUUUGUCCCUUGAAAGUCUCAAUGAGGAAACAGCGAAAGAAAUAAACAAAGUCCCGGGUGACAAGAGCAACAGAUCCUCUUUACCGUUCAUUACAUCCUCGCAAAGGUGACAAGAGAAGACGAUACUCGGCUGAAGCGUGGACACAGCAGGUAAGACCUGUCUACGAGACGGUGAAUCAUGAGAUUAACAGGCCCUCUGAGAGUUGUGGUUGUGUUGUUGUUGGUGGGGCUCACGUGGCUGCUGGCAAACACUUUAUUUGGAGGGGAGAGUGGUUCAUCUAUGCGGCAUUUCUUCAGCGGGGCAAGUGAGGAACCAACACCUGCUGAACCCCGCCCUCGCAGGUAUAAAUGUGGACUUUCGGCUCCUUGUCCGGCAAAACAUUUGGCUUUCCGCCUGGUGUCUGGUGCUGCCAAUGUCAUCGGCCCCAAAAUCUGCCUGGAGGACAAGAUGUUAGUGAGCAGUGUGAAGAACAACAUUGGCAGAGGACUAAACAUAGCUUUGGUGAAUGGGGUAACAGGAGAGCUCUUGGACACUAAGACCUUUGAUAUGUGGGCAGGAGAUGUUUCUGACCUGUUGAAGUUUCUACGGCCGCUUCAUGAAGGAACACUGGUGUUUGUGGCUUCCUUUGAUGAUCCAGCUACAAAGCUGAAUGACGAGUCUCGGCGACUGUUUGAGGAGCUUGGGAGCACGGCAGUGAAGGAGCUGGCCUUUAGAGACAGCUGGGUGUUUGUGGGAGCCAAGGGCAUCGAGAACAAGAGUCCUUUUGAGCAGCGUAUGAAGAACAGUAAGAGCAGCAACAAGUAUGAAGGUUGGCCCGAGUCUCUGGAAAUGGAUGGCUGUAUUCCCCUCCGGCCACCCCUGGAAGGAUAACUCUGCCCAGUACUCCCUGACAUACACACUAACACCUGGAGUAGCAGCAGUGGAUCCAAAUAUGACUAUUAGAAAGCCAAGGGCCUGCUGAAUGACUGAAACCAAGAUUUGGGCCACAAAAAAUUUGUUUUCCUUCUCAUGGCAGAGACAUGAACUGACUUGAAAGAUUAUCUUGGGACUUGAUGUAUUUGAAAAUUGCUGGAACCUGUGGUGGAAGAUUUGUGAAUUAAGCUUUGUGAGCCACCUUUGAGCUGACAUCAUGUACAAAUAAGGAAAAGUUUUGCGUCAAGUUGAGGGAAACUCGAGAGGCCAAAUGUUUGAUUACCAAAGUGUAACAGCGACUAGUGAAUGAAUACAGCUGGAGUAGGUCUUCCAAAGCCAUUGUAGGAAAUGGAUAUAUUUCCUCUCUUCAAGCCUGCCUGUAGGGUGUCAGUAUUGUGUGCUUGAACAACAGGAAUAUGAGGCGUUGAAUACUUUUGAAGUUCAGCAAGCAACAGACAUACCUAACUAGUUUCACUCUGAGGCACUGGGAAACCUAAUCCACAUCAGCACAAGGAAAACAUUUGAGGUACUCUAGUAGUUUAACAAGUUCUACUUAUUUCCUGGUCUGUGUGCAAAUUUUAUAUUUAAAUACAUUAAUAUAUUUUCAUCCUGUGAUAUAUAUAUAAAAUUCAGUGAUAUUGUUAUGCAUAGUGUUAGCUGCAAGUGUUUCCCUAGAACUUGAUGCGCAGCACUUAUUGCUUGCCUCGUGUUUACAGAUUUGUUUAUACAAAUUUAGCCUCAGUUAUUUUCCUUUGAUAAACCUAUUUAUUUUAGUA
Toxotes jaculatrix (banded archerfish) is the source of this 1812-nucleotide messenger RNA. It is a transcript of the gene fam3a, whose product is annotated as FAM3 metabolism regulating signaling molecule A. The transcript is spliced from 10 exons. Lineage: Eukaryota; Metazoa; Chordata; Actinopteri; Toxotidae. The coding region runs from base 302 to 994 and encodes 230 amino acids. The record is from RefSeq and is a predicted model, not a curated record.